Puccinia triticina is the source of this 1527-nucleotide messenger RNA. RefSeq lists its product as uncharacterized. The transcript has 3 exons. Bases 1 to 1527 code for a protein of 508 amino acids. The record is from RefSeq and is a predicted model, not a curated record. NCBI's taxonomy places the organism in Eukaryota, Fungi, Basidiomycota, Pucciniomycetes, Pucciniales, Pucciniaceae.
AUGCACGCCGACCUCGCCAGGCUCCAGGCCAUCUUCGCCCAGCCGGAGUCCGUCGCCGGCCUCGAGAAGUUCACCGAGAUCGUCUACCGGCCAUCGCCGACGAUGCUCGCCACCCUCCUCACUCUCUUCGCCCAGGCCGGCCAGCAGCAGCAGCCCGCCACUGCCAGCCAGCUCCACGCCAACCCACUCUUCAUCCUCCUCCUCAUCAAGCGCAUCCUCACCUUCGCAGACCCCAUCGCACCCCACCAGCCACCCAGAAACACCCUCAGCCACCACUUCCACCAGCUCUUCCUGCCCAUCUUCACCGAACACUUGCACCAAUCUAACAGCCCUGCCAUCACUAGAAACUUCACCAUCUGUAUCGCCAAGCUGGCCUCCAGAUUACUGCCCCUCUCCUUCCAGGCUAACAGUAGCACCGGAGACCCUCUCGCCGCCCUCCUACUCCACGACCCACUCCAGCACCCCGCCCAUCUCGUCGCCGUCAGAGAUAUCGUAACCGAGCUUCAGAAAUCCAACUCCAUCAAUUCAGCCUAUCUUCUCCACCAGGUCACCCAGAAACACCUCCAGAGUCUCCUGCUCGUCUACCAGCACCUCACCACGGCCAUCCAGGACAUCUGGACCGGCAGUGCGGAUCAGGGGGUGGCUGAGGAAGAGAAGCAGCAGAAGUACGCGGGCGGCCACGCGUCGCUGCACGUGCUGCUGAAGAUCCUCAGGACCUUCGUGCCCUCGCUCGUCGAGCUCGGCCAGCAGGCCGUCUUCGCCCAAUUCACGCCCGCCUUCCUGGCCGACUUCCAAGCCGCCCUGGACAUCCAGCUCGCCCAGCCUCUCCCCCUGUCCCGCGCGCUGCCCGCCUACGGAACACUCUUCCUCCUCCUCCAGCCCCAUCUCCCCCCGGAGAUCUCCGACCAGCUGCUGGCCACUUACCUCAAGAUCCUCGAGUUCGCAGCCCACUCCCUCAUCCCCGCCUCCUCCCCCGACCAUCGCCUGCUCCGCGCGCUCCAUCCGAUCCUCGUCCAGGCGCUCAAGCUGCUCAACAGCGCCGCCAAUCCCUGGAGCUGCUACUGCGUCCCAGGCACGGACCCGACCUCAUCGACUAGGAGCCUCUUGGACGGGCUGGGCGCCGAGGAGGCCGCACGCUUGGUCACGAUCGUCCAGCCGUUCGUCGCGCUCGACUUGCGCGCCAUCGUUGGCGAAGGCGACGAGCCCUCGUUAGAGAUGGAGAUAGAAGUCGAAGAGCUCAACACCCCCGCCGGCGGCCAAUCGAUCAACCUCCCUCUCAGCGAGGGCGACGACCAUCUCAGCUGGCCCGACCCACACGCCGCACCCGCCCUGCUUGCCGAGAAAGCGCGAUCCUUAGUCUACCUGGACCAGCCUCACAGUGCACCGCCCGCCGCGACCCCCGCGUUCGGCCACCAAUGGCACCGGCUCCCUCCGUCGGACGCAUGUCGGGCGAGGAAGAAGGACCCGUUGCAGCGCGAGGCCGAGGCUUUGCUCGCCGCGUUGAAGGCCUCGAUCCCCGACGCGUGA